AUAAUUAAGCUAUUAUUAAAAAAACAGAAAGAAGAAAUAAAGAAAAGAAGAAAGCAAUAACUAUUAACUACCACAUGGGGUUAGCGUAGUUUAUCCUCUUUCUUCAUCUAAAUAAAUACUCUCUCACGCAACUCUUACACCAUUUUACUCUUCUCUUCCUCUUUCUCUUCUCCAUCUCCAAUGGCUCCUCCAAAAUCAAAACUCAAAACCCUAAUUUCUCUCUCUAAACUCUUCCUUUCUUUCUCUCUCCUCCUCCACACCGCCAUUGCCGACGAUGCCGUUUUCAUGAACAAGCUUUCAAAAGCCCUUACUCCAACUCCCUCAGGCUGGUCAUCGUCAGCCACAUUCUGCAACUGGAGCGGCGUCAAAUGCGACGGUUCAAAUCGCGUAAUAUCGAUUAACUUAGCUUCUAGUUCACUCACCGGAAAAUUACCUUCCGAUCUGAACUCACUGUCAGAACUCACUACACUUUCUCUUCAAUCCAACUCUCUCUCCGGUGAGUUACCUUCACUCGCUAAUCUCUCGAAUCUUCAAACGGUUUUUCUCGGAAACAACAACUUCACUUCAAUCGCUAAAGGUUGCUUUGAAGGACUCACUAGUCUCCAGAAACUUUCCUUGACUCCGAACACUAACCUUGCACCGUGGACGAUUCCGACUGAGUUGACUCAGUCUUCGAAUCUCGUCGAACUUGACCUUGGUCAAACGAAUCUCAUAGGUUCGUUACCGGAUAUAUUCGAUACAUUGGUUAGUUUGCAGAAACUUCGUCUUUCUUACAAUAACCUCACUGGAGAUUUACCUAACUCAUUCUCUGGAUCUGGGAUUCAGAAUUUGUGGCUUAAUAAUCAGCAAGAUGAUUAUGGUUUUACUGGUUCUAUUGAUUUGCUUUCUUCGAUGUCACAUUUAACUCAAGUUUGGUUUCAGAAGAACAAGUUCACUGGUCCAAUUCCUGAUUUAUCAAACUGUACUAAUUUGUUUGAUUUGCAGCUUCGUGAUAAUCAGUUAACUGGUGUUGUUCCGUCUUCUUUGAUGAGUUUAUCUAGCUUGACGAAUGUUUCUUUGGAUAAUAACAAGUUGCAGGGUCCUUUUCCUUCUUUUGAGAAAGGUGUAAAGGUUACUCUUGAUGGGAUUAAUAGCUUUUGUGGAAAAGCUCCUGGACCUUGUGAUCCUAGGGUUACAACUUUGCUUGAUAUUGCUGCUGGUUUUGGGUAUCCUCUUCCGUUGGCUAGUUCUUGGGGAGGGAAUGAUCCUUGUGAUGAUUGGAGCUUUGUUGUGUGUUCGGGAUCGAAGAUUAUUACAAUCAAUUUACCAAAAAAGCAUUUGAAUGGGACCAUUUCACCUGCAUUUGGGAAUUUAACUGAUUUGAGGAAUUUGUAUUUAGGUGGUAAUAAUUUGUCAGGUUCGAUACCGGGGAGUUUGACGGGUUUGACUCAACUUGAGGUUUUGGAUGUGUCUAACAACAAUCUAUCUGGAGAUAUUCCUAUGUUUUCGGGUAAAGUCAAGUUCAAUUCUGCUGGUAAUGUUUUGCUUGGGCAUUCAGGAGGUGGUGGAGGAAGUGGAACUACUCCACCAACGGAUUCUGGUGGUGCACCGAACGGAAGUCCAUCGGGAAAGGCAAGUGGUUCUUCACUUUCGCCUGGUUGGAUCGCAGGUAUAGCUGUUAUUGUUGUGUUUUUUGUUGCAGUGGUGUUGUUUGUGUUUUGCAAGUGUUAUACCAAGAACCGGAGGCAUGGGAAAUUCGGAAGGGUUAAUAAUCCUGAAAAUGGUAAAGGUGAUGUUAAAAUUGAUGUCAUGAGUGUUUCUAAUUCUAAUGGAUAUGGUGGAGUUGCGAGUGAGUUACAGAGUCAGGGAAGUGAGCGCAGUGACAUUCAGGUUUUUGAGGGUGGAAAUGUUACUAUUUCUAUCCAAGUUCUUAGGCAAGUAACCGGUAAUUUCAGUGAAGAUAACAUUUUGGGUAGGGGAGGUUUCGGAGUUGUUUAUAAAGGGGAAUUGCAUGAUGGGACUAAGAUUGCUGUGAAGAGGAUGGAAUCUGUUGCAGUGGGAACUAAGGGAUUGAAUGAGUUCCAAGCAGAGAUUGCAGUUCUAACUAAAGUUAGGCAUAGGCAUUUGGUUGCUCUUUUAGGAUUCUGCAUAAACGGCCAUGAAAGGCUUUUGGUGUAUGAGUAUAUGCCGCAAGGAACAUUAACACAACAUCUGUUUGAUUGGGGUGAAAAUGGAUGUGCUCCUUUGACUUGGAAACAGAGGGUAGCAAUAGCUUUGGAUGUAGCGCGGGGAGUGGAAUACUUGCACAGCUUAGCUCAACAAAGUUUCAUUCACAGGGACUUGAAACCCUCCAACAUACUAUUGGGUGAUGACAUGAGAGCAAAGGUUGCAGAUUUUGGGUUGGUUAAAAAUGCACCGGAUGGCAAAUAUUCCGUUGAGACAAGAUUGGCUGGAACAUUUGGAUAUUUGGCACCUGAAUAUGCAGCCACUGGAAGAGUGACAACCAAAGUAGAUGUUUACGCAUUUGGAGUAGUUCUGAUGGAACUGAUUACUGGUAGAAGGGCAUUGGACGAUUCUAUGCCUGACGAAAGAUCGCAUUUGGUUUCAUGGUUCCGUAGGGUACUAGUCAACAAGGAGAACAUCCCUAAGGCAAUUGAUCAAACACUGAACCCUGACGAAGAAACCAUGGAGAGCAUAUAUAAAAUCGCUGAGCUUGCAGGCCAUUGCACUGCUCGCGAACCACACCAGAGACCAGAUAUGGGACAUGCAGUGAAUGUCCUUGUUCCUCUAGUAGAGCAAUGGAAGCCUAGCAACCAUGAAGAAGAAGAUGGUUAUGGUAUUGACCUUCACUUGAGCCUUCCUCAAGCUCUGCAAAGAUGGCAAGCCAAUGAAGGCACUUCCACAAUGUUUAAUGACAUGUCUUUCUCACAAACCCAAUCAAGUAUUCCAUCAAAACCUUCAGGAUUUGCAAACUCCUUUGAUUCAAUGGAUUGCCGGUAACAAAAAUGACAACUUUCUAAUUGCUUCUCAGUGGGGAUUGAGAAGGUUAAGCUGUUUUGAUCUAGCAUAUCAUUGCGAAAUUGUAUCACAAAUUUCAUUUAUUUAUUUUUUAAAAUGUCAAUUUUCCUGAUGUUGUUUAUUGAUUUUUUAAAGCUAGCGAUUUGGGUUUUUAGUGUUUGGGAUUAUUAGAUAGAAAAUAUUAUAGAAAUGUUAAUUGAAUGAUAUACUGUUUAACAUCUUUUAAUUAUUAUCAGAAGAAUAUUUGCUGUA
Molecule: messenger RNA, 3249 nt
Organism: Trifolium pratense (red clover)
Lineage: Eukaryota; Viridiplantae; Streptophyta; Magnoliopsida; Fabales; Fabaceae
Product: receptor-like kinase TMK4
Exons: 2
Coding region: 181-2979 (932 amino acids)
Biological process (GO): protein phosphorylation
Molecular function (GO): protein binding; protein kinase activity; ATP binding
Source: RefSeq, a predicted model, not a curated record